Ostrinia nubilalis (European corn borer) is the source of this 890-nucleotide messenger RNA. RefSeq names its product protein takeout (gene Jhbp12). The transcript is spliced from 6 exons. The record is from RefSeq and is a predicted model, not a curated record. The coding region runs from base 19 to 762 and encodes 247 amino acids. Lineage: Eukaryota; Metazoa; Arthropoda; Insecta; Lepidoptera; Crambidae.
CGCGCGCAUCGUGUCGACAUGAUCUCCGCUUGUGUGUGUGUGUUGCUUGUGUGCGGGUUGGCCACCGCGGAUAACAGCUUGCCGAAGGACUUCCACAAAUGUCGGCAGAAGGACACGAAGCUGAAUGAAUGUCUGCGGGCGGCGGUUCCUGACGCGCUACGGAAGAUGAGAGAUGGCAUCCCUUCGCUAUCAGUGCCGCGCAUGGAGCCUCUCCACGUGGCCGCCAUCAACAUUGACUCCGGCGCAGGACCCGUCGUCAUCACACAGAACUAUAAGAACAUCAAGCUGCAUGGACUCACCAACUCCAAGCUCACUACCUACAAAGCCGAUCUGAAGCAGUACCGGCUGCGGACGGACUCCAUCACGCCGAAGAUGGAGUUCAUCGCGGACUACGUCAUGAAGGGCAGGAUCCUCGUGCUGCCCAUACAGGGGAAGGGAAUCGCGAACAUUACCAUGAUAAACCUAGUAGUCAAGCACGACCUGGUCGGCGAGCCGGUGGUGCGCGAUGGACAGACUUACAUGCACAUCCGGGACUACAAGGUCAAGUUCAUCCCUCAACGAGUGCUGCUCAAUUUCUCCAACCUGUUCAACGGGGACAAGAGGCUGGGCGACCAGAUGAACAUCUUCUUGAACGAGAACUCGGAGCUUGUCUUCAAUGAGCUGAAGGAAUCCUACGAAAAAAGCCUCAGUUCCGUUUUUCAGGACGUGACGAAUAAAAUAUUUGACAAAGUGCCCAUGAACAAAAUUUUCAUUGAGGAAUAAGUGUAAAACUAUUUGUAUUUUUUAAGUGUCCUGACUAUUUAUAAAAUUAAUUUAGGAAUGAUAAGCAUAGGUUAAUAUUGCAACCUGCUUUAAUUAGUAUACGUAAGAAAUAAAUUUUGUACAAAUCA